This is a messenger RNA of Bombyx mori (domestic silkworm), 1413 nucleotides long. RefSeq names its product RNA binding motif protein (gene tsu). Gene Ontology annotation, molecular function: mRNA binding. Gene Ontology annotation, cellular component: exon-exon junction complex; nucleus; cytoplasm. The record is from RefSeq and is marked provisional. Gene Ontology annotation, biological process: RNA splicing. NCBI's taxonomy places the organism in Eukaryota, Metazoa, Arthropoda, Insecta, Lepidoptera, Bombycidae.
GAUGCGGAGUUUUCAAGAUUAAUUUGUGUAACUUUUUGAUUUUUUAAACUCAUAUGGUCUCUAGAUAAAUACAUCUUUAUUAAUUACAUUUUAUUUAAAUUAUUUACUACUUCUCAUAACGUAAAUCUACUAUAAAACAUGGCUGACGUGCUAGAUAUCGAAAAUUCAGAAGAAUUUGAAGUCGACGAAGAUGGUGAACAGGGAAUCGCUAGACUUAAGGAGAAGGCACGUAAGCGAAAAGGUCGUGGUUUUGGCAACGAAGCCGGUGGAGGCAGUGCUGCAGAACGGGGUAACCGCGGAAGAUACGACAGUUUAGCUCCGGAAGGCGAUAGCGGUACACCAGGACCUCAGAGAUCAGUUGAAGGCUGGAUCCUGUUUGUCAGUAAUGUACAUGAAGAAGCACAAGAAGAAGAUAUACAGAAUCAAUUUUCCGAGUUUGGUGAGAUAAAGAAUAUUCAUCUGAAUCUGGACCGACGCACAGGCUUCCUCAAAGGCUACGCUCUAGUUGAGUACGAGACUUAUAAACAAGCCGCUAGUGCACGUGAAGCAUUGGAUGGCGCAGAUAUACUCGGCCAAGCGAUAUCAGUUGAUUGGUGCUUCGUCAAGGGACCCACUAAAUCACAUAAGAAGAGACGAUAAAAAUAAUUGUAAUCUGAUUACCAUAGUUUGUCUCAUUUUAAGUUAAGGAACAUUCUUGAGUGCGACAGAGACUGUAUGCAUUUGAACACUGCUGAGCUAAGUAUGGGAAUGGGUGUCUUGUUCUUAUUUUUCAACAUUCAUUAUCAGGAAUAUAUAAAAAAAAUACCAAAAUAAUUUAGUCAGAGGGUCUGCGAUAAUGUGUAUAAGCUGAGACUUAACUUUCUAUGUACAAUAAAAUACCUACACAUAAACCAAACUAGUGUUCAACUAUUAGCAUAGGUAUUCAAUGUUCGCAGUGCAAGUUUGGCAGCAGAUAUAAAUAAAAACCUUUGAUGUUAAAUUUUAUAUUGGGUAUGUUAUAUUCCUGAUCGCACUUUCAAAAUGGAUUGUCAAUGGAUAAAAAUUAUAUAAUCAGAUUCCACUGCACAAAACGAAAGAUAUUCUUAAAUGAAGAUGUUAGAGUAUUAAAAGGUUUCAAAUAGUUAUGUAAUUCACUUUUUCAUUUCUUUUUAAUGAUUCUAAAGUUCAAAGGAAUAUUCUUAGAAAUUAUUAAAAGGAAUUUAUAGUAAAGAAAACUGAAAAUGUUCUUUAAUAAGUUACUUUAAACAAAAUUGAUACAGAUACAAUAUAAUCAAAUAACAUUACAAAAGUUGUAAUAAUUAUUAUUGUGUUACAUUCGAGUAUCAAUUAAAAAACGACCAGUUAUUUUAUGAAGAAAAAAGUGCAUUUCUUAACUCAUGAUUGUAAUUUGCUAUAAAAUAAAAUUUAACUCUU